GAUGUUACUCUCAGUUUUUUCCCUCUGCAAAAAUCCGUAUACAUUUAUCACAUUGAAAAAUUGUGAUGUGUGCAGGCGCACACACAACCAACCGAAAUAUAGGUAGCAAAAGAGAAUGCGCUCGCUUUUGUGUUAUUGUUGUUGGAUUAUUUGCACAAUCUUUUGCGAUUUUUUUUUGUGCUCCCUCACUCAUCUCGCGCCUGAUUCACUUGUCUCUCGAGCGAAACAAACGGAGUUAUUUCAAUAUUUCGAAUAAAGUUCUAUCUAUCUAAAGAUGUUUGCUAAUUUAUUCCAUUUACCGAUUGUUGUCGGAAACGAAACCGGAUAAACGCAGCACAGAAUUUGUCAUUUUCAUUUUGUGUUAAUUAGUUGUAUAAAAAGUUGUUUUUAUCUGAAUGUGGAAAAAAAAUGUAUUGAAUUUUAAAGUGAAAGCGCAUCAUCCUCAUUGUGAAAGUUAAAUGUUUGUUCACGGACGACAUUGAAAAUAGUUUUUCCUCGCGAUAAUUUAAACGCAAACGAAUUGAUUGAAUUUCGUCGCAAAAGCAAAAAAUGGAAUUGUUUCAACAAUUGCACUAUUUAUUGUUGGUUAUCACUUGUGGAACGAUUUUCAUAAAUGCUGAAAACAUAACCAAUGCUGACGAUGAUCCGAGUAAAUAUUUGAAUAGCAUUUCGAACAAUUCAAAUGCAUCGCCUGAACUGAUUGAGUACUAUGAUGUGGAAGAUGUAUCGUCUGCACCUGAUCCCAUUUAUCCGGAUCCUGAAUCAAUUUUUCAUCAAAAUUUACCUGAAAACGUUCGAUCGUUUGACGAGAUGGAUGCUACACCGAAAGCACAUCGAAAGGGCUUAAGCAAAAGUGGUGCAACCAAAUUUAACAAGCUACAAGAAUUGAGCAAUCCCAUCGAUGGAUUUGACGACGAUGAUGCGAAACGUGUCGUUAGCACUGUUGAUUUGAUGACAACAACAGUGACGACGAUGAUGAUGUCUACAGCGGCGGCAGCACCAGCACCAGCACCAGCAGCGGCGGCACCGAAUGCAAAUCAAAUGGACAAAUUGUUCAAAGGCAAAAGCAUCGAUUUCAAUAUUCGCCACACAAUGGAAGAGUUGCGAAAUGAGGACCUUCGUGACCACGACAUUAUUGAUAACAUUAUGUACAUUUACUAUGGUUCGAAUGUCGCCCUACGGAAAAGCCUCGGUGGCAGCAUCAUUAUCGUCGGCACUGUUUUUGCACUAGCCGCUCAAAUACUUGCCAUCAUCUUUACACUGCUACGAAAUCGUCAAAUCCGUCGAGUAAAUCACUUGGCAACAAUAUCAUUGAAUUUGCUGUUGACAUUGUGCGCCUCGAAUUUGGUCUUUAUUGUUGGCGUACAAACAUCGAAAAAUGUAUUCAAAUGUGAAAUGAUUGCAGUAUUGUUACAUUAUUUUCAUCUGUCGACAGCCGUAUGGGGUCUCUGUCAUUCAUUUUCCAUUUAUGACUAUGUAGUUAAUGAAAAUGUUCCAGUCAUCAAAUAUAACAAUCUGCUUGCAUUUGGAGCGUCUGCUGUGUUUGUACUGUUUUCGUUUGCCAUAUCGAGCAAUAGCUAUGAAAUCUACGACUAUUGCUGGAUGUCCGUGCAGAAGUCCAUGAUUUUCAAUUUUAUGAUACCAACAUCCAUUUUGAUCAUAUCAAAUACCAUUUUUGGCACAAUGACACUACGAUCAGUGGUAUCGAAACAGCGCCAAGUCAUCGUCGAAAGUAUUGAGAACAUACUGGACAAAUGCCAGAAUAUCGAUGCAACAGUGAACUCCGUCAAUUUAUUGGCACCCGAUCCAAAUAUCAGUACCGAAUAUAUGCCAACGGUCAAGUGCUGCGAAGAAAUGGACAAGAUGACGUGUGAUAAUGGUCUGAAGUCGGUGGAUUUCUAUGAUUCAAAAUUCGAUUUGGGUGCAUUGUCAAUUGCCGAUUUAUCGCUGCAAAGUUCAAGUGAUACACAGGAUUUUGCCGAAUUCAAACGAGCCAUCAAAUUUUCUCUAUUUUUUCAACCAGCCUUUGCAGUAUGCUGGUUCCUUGGUGUUGUUGCGCUUGAAAAUCGCCAGUCCUGCAUAAUGCCAGUUACAUUCAUCGUUUGUUAUAAUAUUUUGAAUUGGUAUAUUUUAUACCGUUUUCCCAACAUCAGUCCAAUGAUAAUACCGCAACAGAAGAGCAACGAAAGUAAUUUGAAGAGCAGCAAAAAAUUGAGUCAAUUCGACAGUAACUUCAGUAUAAGCGAUGAAGUGAAUCAAACACCGGGCUGCACCGAUACAAUCCCAUUGUUGUGUUCGGUGACUGGGAACAACGGUGGUGGGAAUACGAUUUCCAAUACAACACAACAACCGCCCGGUAUCAAUGGUUCAACGGCAACAUUUCAAUCGCCAAAUGUGUGUUUAUCGAAGCAGCUAUCAUUGGAGGACAUUAUAUACAAAACAUCGAUAAGUCAAUGGGAUGCUAGCAUGGAGAAUAUCAAUUUGGAUUGUAUCAGCACAAUCAGCAAUUGAGUGUAUUGUGUUGAAAAGGAAAGUGCACUCGAUUGAUUGGAUAAAGAGGAAGCAGAAAGAAAAAUUCGAAUACAGGAGGUUGAUUAAAAUGGAAUGUGAUGAAAACAUACAUAUGAAAAUAUUUUGCCGGAUAAGAAAAUUCAUUUCAUUUUUUCGUUAUUGAUUUCAUUCCUCAAGCACUUUGUUCAGUGAUCAAUAUAUAUUCAAGUUGACUAUAAUUGGUGUACCAUCACCAUUUGCAUUCAAUACUCUACCCAUUUUCUACCAAAUGUUUGAAAAAUUGAACAUUUUGCAUGGAAAAUCGAACACUUAUUAGAAAAUGGGUUAAGUACCAUUGAACCACCGACCACAAUUGUUAAACCGAAAAACAAAUCAAGUUCUAUCAUCCUAAAUUUAUAAUUUUAAUCAUGUUAAAGUUCAAUAUGUUUCCUAUUGCACAGAAGCGAAUAUGUUUUAGUUGAUUUUUAAACCCAUUUAUCUGAGGCUAUUUAGAACGUUGAAUGAAGAGAGAUGACCAAAAUGUCUUGUUAAGGAACAUUGAACAUCAAAUAGAUAUUGUGUCGAGUAGACACUGUCUAUAUACCAAGCCAAGUGUAUCCAAUGAAUGCCACAUUUAUGCGAGUUCUACGCACAUGGAAUUGUUUUAAUUUAACAGAAGAAGAAGAAAAAAACAUACGUUAAAAAAACAUAGGAAAUAAUUGAAAGAUUUUAGAGUUAAAAGAAGAAAACACUUUGGAAACGGGAGAGAAAUAGAACCCAUGUUGUACACAUAAAGAAAAGUUUAUUUGUGUUUUUUUACUUACAAAUUGAUCAUUUUAAAUUCAAUCGUUUUUAGACGUUAGAUUUUUAGUGAUUUGAAUGAAUACGAAAACAGUGUGGGAAAGUAUAUAUAUGAAAUGUUGAUACAUACACACGCUCUGAUCGUGGGAUUGGUGCCAUAGAUGCAUUGACUAAAAUAGCAAGAGGAAAUAUUGUAUUAAGACGCCACAAGAGAAAGAGGAUCUUAAUGGAUAUUAUCCAUUGGAUUCUGAAACAGCAGAAACGAAAUUUGGCACGGAUCAUCGCAAACAUAUCAAACACAUUGUGCUUGGCUCCAGCGCUCAUUUGCGGAUGUCACAGCACAAUGAAGAAAAGAUCGUUCGCCAGCAUACGUGACUCGUUCAUAUGCCAACAUUUGUUGUGCUAGUCCGCUGUUUUUGCAAACAUAAACGCUCAGCGACGCGUAUAAUAUCCGUUAUCAUCACGAUAUCAAUUGUGUCCAAACAGCGUUGAUGCGUCCAAUUACAGCGGUGCCUAGGAAAUGCAAUGCCACUCAUUUUAUUUUUGAAUAAAUUUUGACGAUUCAUACAUAAAUCAUGUUUCUUCUCAAACAGAAAUUAAGAGCAAACAAACACACGCAAAAUUUAAGAGAGAGAGAGAGAGAGAGAGAGAAAGAGAGAGAGAGAGUGUGGAAAACAAUGGUAAAAGAUCCACAGAUCUUAGCAUAUAUGAAAAAAACACCCAUUACAAGAAAACCCCAUUAUGGACAAGUUCUGUGAAAACAAUUGUAGAAUUAAUUCAUGCAUUAAAAACAAAAUGUACGAUGCCAAAUAAAGAACGGUAUAAUGACAGAAAAA
Molecule: messenger RNA, 4127 nt
Organism: Sitodiplosis mosellana (orange wheat blossom midge)
Lineage: Eukaryota; Metazoa; Arthropoda; Insecta; Diptera; Cecidomyiidae
Exons: 6
Coding region: 550-2511 (653 amino acids)
Biological process (GO): adenylate cyclase-activating G protein-coupled receptor signaling pathway; cell surface receptor signaling pathway
Cellular component (GO): membrane
Molecular function (GO): G protein-coupled receptor activity
Source: RefSeq, a predicted model, not a curated record